CCUGCAAUGCAAACGUCGGAUCGAGGGAUUAGAAAAAUAUUUCCGAUGAAUAACUUUUCCAUGGGGCAAGCAAACGGGCGCCUCAGGAAAUUGUUCUUCCCCUUGCCUACCAAUAAACCCUACGAAUCUGUUUCCCAGCAACUUUCCGGUAAACCCCGUUCCCCCGAAACUGAUGUUUUCUUCCUUUUCCCCUCCGUCAUUCACACAAAGGGAAUGGGCUCCCGAAGUAUAAGCGCACGCAGAUGCUUAGCUUCUGUUGUUAAAUACGAUGGAUUUCAUAACCAGCCCUCUUUGUAUCAGUCUUUUCCGCAUCACCAGCCUUCCUUGUUUCAGUGUCGAGCGAUCUCCUCGACGCCCGCAAGUUUUAGCUGGAUCGAUAAGAUCAAGGGUGUAUUCACGGGCCAGAAGACUUCAACAGAAUCCCAGAUAUCUUCUAAGGAUUUCACUUUACUUUGCUGAUGAGAUGAAGAGGGCGAGGAAAAUGGGAUCUUUCAACCAGUAUAUUGUAGGUCGUAGCAGUGCGGCUACUUUUAAGGAUGCAUUUGAAAAGCAGGAAGCAAUACUUCGGCACCUCGGCUCCUUUGAUCCUACUGGAGAGCAUCUGGAGACAAGCCAAAAACGAAUUGCAGCAGAACAUUGCAACUGUACAAUUGCAGAUGUCGAAAAUGCAUUAUCAAAAUUUGUAUGGGCAAAGGAAGCACAUAAAAAGAUGGAGAAGUUGAAGGAACAAGGGAAGCCAAUGCCUAAGACCUUGGCUGAUGUCCAGAAGAUGAUGGGCUCAUCACCACUAGAUCUUGCAAGAUCGAAUUUGUCAAAGAGUGGCCAAAUAAGUAGAAAUGCACUGUGUCCAUGUGGGUCCAACAAGAAAUAUAAAAGGUGCUGCGGAAAGGAUUCAUCAAAGGACUGAAUACUAAAGUUGCACCCUGGUACUCAAAUUUCUGGUAUAAAUGCAGUGGUCAAUUGGAACAGCUUGACAUUUAAUUCUUAUUCUAUUUACAGCUGACAAAUCUACAAUGACAGCAUUUAAGAAGAGGUCCUUUUCAUGAGGCCAUUCUCAAUUUAAUUCUCACAAGAUAACAUCUUCUUUUGCCUUAUGUGAUGAUAAUUUUUUUCCGAACGAGGAAGGAGCCAACAAAAAAGCAGGGAAGCAAUGCCAGUAAUGUCUGUUGUAUACUGCAUAGGGCAUGCCAUCGCAAGCAUCUCUAGGCAAAUGCACACAGGAAGGUGCAGAAAUGUGCACACGAUCUCAUGCAUUCUCGUCUAGUCUCUCCUGCCUGUAGCCAUACUUUCUGAAUUACUUUUCAAUUUCAUUACAGAAUGCGCAUUAGCAUUUUCAAUUGUUAGACUAAUUGCAAAAUCAUUUGGGUCCUUAUCCAUA
Molecule: messenger RNA, 1378 nt
Organism: Nymphaea colorata (pocket water lily)
Lineage: Eukaryota; Viridiplantae; Streptophyta; Magnoliopsida; Nymphaeales; Nymphaeaceae
Exons: 5
Coding region: 269-907 (212 amino acids)
Source: RefSeq, a predicted model, not a curated record